AAAAUGAGCACGUCAACUCUUGAUCAUUUUAGAAAUGUACUUCUGAAGUUUUUUAGAAUAGAAAUUUAUCAGCAUUCAACAGCUUGGACAGAUGGCAUAAAGGUAUAGAAUUAAGCACUACGGAUGGCAUUGUGUUUCGAUUCUACGAAAAUCGUGGUUCCAUGCCAAUACCAUUUGAUGGAUGUCCGUUCGUGCAAUUGGGAACAGAAGUAAGAGAAUGCCACUACGGUCCUAAUAGGAAGGAAAGAAAGAAAGCUCAGCCGAAUGAUCCCGAACAUGCAUACGCCGGUGGCAAGAGGAAAAUAAUUCAAAACACAAAGAAACACGGCUGUUGCUGCCAGAUUCGAAUGAAAACCAUCUUGCGGUUCCCAGACUAUAAGCUUGAAGGCACAGACACAAGGCGGAAAAGACAGGCUGUCAUAGAUCGGCUAAAAUCAGCUGAAGUCUCUUCUUUGAGAGGCGAAGUGUGUGUUCUUGUUGCCUAUGUUGGAACCCACGAACAUCACGUAAUGGGCGAGGAGGCUGGCUAUGGGCAGCGCCUGGACAAAGAGAUUUUGCAAAAGAUAAAGGAACUUGCAAUGAAGGAGGGCAUAACAAAUGCCACUGAAAUGAAAAGCCACAUAGCAUUGUUUGUGAAGAGCAAGUACAGUCACAUUCCCAAGUCAAACAGAAGAUUUCAUCCAACUAUGCAGGACCUUCGAUUCCACAUAUCUUCUGCUUUGAAAAGCAAUAUACACUGUUAUGAUGAUCAGGGAAAUUUGACUGCUUUAAUUUCUGAAUGGAAGAAGGAAUCUCCUUCAGACAAUUUCCAUUUUCGUCCAAGUGGAAUUUCAUCAGAGGGUGUUCCGCAAACAUUGCUAUUUGUGCAUCAAUCCGAAUUUCAACGAAAAAUGUUAAUGAAGUAUGGGAGCACAGUGGUGAUGGAUAGCACAUACAACACUUCCAAAUACAAUGUAUGUGUCUUUUUUAUGGCUGUGUUGACUGGAACAGGAUACCUCCCAGUAGGGACUUUCCUACUGGAGAAAGAGACAGCGCAUGAGAUAAAAAGUGCGUUGGAGGUCAUCAAGGGCUGGUGUCCAAACUGGAAACCAAGAUCCUUUGUUUGCGAUCUUGAUCAGAGAGAAAUCUCUGCCGUAGAGGAAUGUUUCAAAGGUAGCCAUUCACUGAAGGUCCUUCAGACUGCCCCUUCUCCGUAG
Molecule: messenger RNA, 1196 nt
Organism: Dreissena polymorpha
Lineage: Eukaryota; Metazoa; Mollusca; Bivalvia; Myida; Dreissenidae
Exons: 8
Coding region: 162-1196 (344 amino acids)
Molecular function (GO): DNA-binding transcription factor activity
Source: RefSeq, a predicted model, not a curated record